AUGGAAGAGUUAUCAAAGCCAGAAAAUCAGAAGAAAAUUCGUGGCAAAAUGUAUUGCAAUGAACAUUCGGGGAAGACAUUAAAGGUUUACUGCGAGACGUGCGACAAGCUGAUUUGUAAGGAUUGUAUGGAUUUUAUACACACCAAACCAAAUCAUUCCUGUUUUCUUGUCAAGGAUGUAGCAAGCAACUAUAAGAAGAAACUUGCUUCGAAAAACAAGGCAAUGGAUUCUGCUUUAAACGAAGGCAAUGCUCAUCUUAGAAAAUUAUCCACGGCGACCACACAACUCGAUCGCGAUGCUGAAAAUGCCAAAAGUAAAAUUGUUCAGCGUCAAGAUGCCGUGAUGAAAAAGGUCACUGCAAUGGUGAAACGAAAAGCGCCAAUGCUUUUAAACGAAGUAGAUUUAAUCCACGCUGGCAAACGGGCAAAGCUAGAUGGACAGACGGAACAAACGAAGGUAUACGCUGAACAGAUAUAUCGCUCUGUUCAACUUUCCAGAAAAUUGCUUCACAGCGGCACGGAAAAAGAGAUCUUAUCCUCGCAGAAAAUGAUGUUGGAUAACGCCAAUAAUCUCCUAACGAAACGUCCAGCAUAUCUUAAAGCACCGGUAGGGGUUGCAAAGUUCAGCUACACUUCUUGCACUCACAAGGAACCAUUGAAUGAAGAGAUUGCUACGUUCUUGGCCAACUGUAUGGGAGAAGUUGAUACAGAAAAUAAAGAUACUGGUAAGAUCAAUUUUUCUGCCUAAAUUAUUUUUAAAACGUUCCUGGUAGCAUUGUAGUAAGGUCAUUCCUAUAAUUGUCCCAGUGUUUCUACAGGUGCAAACCUAAACUGAACUGACUGUUGAUUUUUUAUUCUGAAUAACUCUAUCAGUUCUGAGCAGUUCUUUCUAGAAGUCCAGUGUUGCUGCAUAGGCAAUAAGCUAAACUAAACUAACUUUAUCAGUUACACAAGAUAUAGCUUUAUCGAUCACUGAAUUCUGAGAAGAAUUCCAUCAGGAUAAUAUUAGUCUAUUAUUACUACAGGAGUGGGUGUUUCGUCGCUUUUGUGGAAUCUUACUAAUAAAAACUCUUUUUAGAUUAGACUAGCUGACCUUUAGACUUUACUAUACAUAAAUCUAGAAUCCCAAAGUACUCACGAAAUAUGCACUAAACUGUAUACUGAAUGUCAACAUUAAGAUCUAUUUUUUUAUAGAAAAGAAUGAAUUGUAAGCAAUAAGAUUUAACGGAAAAUCUUAUUCUAAAUAUAUACUAUAGUAUUUUAAUUUCAAUUAAGUAGUCCAGUGCGCUGCAUUACUGACGCAUAUUUUCGGACGCAUAUAUUCUAUGUAGGUUCAAAAGUCUGAAGCUGUAACCAAUAUUAAACUGUCGAAAGACGAGAAAUGUUGCAUUUGUUUAUGUCCAUUUACCAACAAGAAAACCUUGGGAAAGUGUGGUCAUUCGUUUUGCACAGACUGCAUUGACAAAGCUUUUAAAGUGAAGAAGCAAUGCCCAAUUUGUUACCAGACCUAUGGUCCUCUCACUGGCGAUCAACCAGAAGGGAAGAUGAUUGAAAAACAACCGGUAAAGUUAACUUUUGACAAUGAACUGCACACUGGUAUUAAAAUACGUUACGAGUUUCCAGAUAGGAUCCAAGGAUCAGAUCAUCCGAAUCCUGGCAAGCCGUAUAAGGGGACAAGUGAAACGGCUUAUCUUCUAUACAGCAAUGAAGGGAAUAAAGUUCUUAGACUUUUGAGGAGAGCAUUUGAUCAAAAAUUGACGUUUACCAUUGGACAAUCACCAACGGCGAUAGAAGAUGUUGUUAUGGUCACGGAUAUUCCUCAUAUAACCUCACGGUAA
Messenger RNA from Paramuricea clavata, 1837 nucleotides. Lineage: Eukaryota; Metazoa; Cnidaria; Anthozoa; Malacalcyonacea; Plexauridae. The record is from the annotation of a GenBank genome assembly.